This is a messenger RNA of Panicum hallii, 1376 nucleotides long. Its product is annotated as protein POLYCHOME-like. Gene Ontology annotation, cellular component: nucleus. NCBI's taxonomy places the organism in Eukaryota, Viridiplantae, Streptophyta, Magnoliopsida, Poales, Poaceae. The record is from RefSeq and is a predicted model, not a curated record. Bases 341 to 979 code for a protein of 212 amino acids. Gene Ontology annotation, biological process: negative regulation of ubiquitin protein ligase activity; regulation of nuclear division. The transcript is spliced from 6 exons.
CCAUUUAGAGCCGUAGCACCACCAGGCACGAACCCUAGGAAAUCUACCCAGAAAUUCCACCCGAAUCGGGGCUGUAUCGUAGGGAGUAGUCGUCGCUGGGAUCGGACCGGCCCGGAUCGGGGAGGAGCCGAGCUAAUCGUCUGCGGAAGGGUAAGGUUUGGCGUGCGGGAUUCUGAGCGGCGCGGGAAUCUACCAGAGGAGGUAGGCAUCUUAGAGUCGUAGGAAAGAGCAGAAGCCAGACCUGGACCAAACAAGAGGAGAAAUUUCGCGCAUAGAUCCAGGAGCAGAGCGACAGGACUCACACCAAGAACAGGACAAGAGCAGAAUAGCUAAAUACAAGAUGCCUGAAGUGAGGACUGCUACCAGGCCGGCCCUCGCCGACAUCUCUGGUGGUGGGUUCUUUAUCAGGAGGGUGGCACCGCCAGGAGCUGUGCUGGUGAAGGGUGCUGUCAAGCCGCUGGCUCGACAGGCCCGGACACCGUCCAGCAACAAGGAGAAUGUGCCACCAGUGGGGGCUUUGAGGACUGCCCCAAAGAGGAGGAGCCCCUUACCUGAUUGGUACCCAAGGACCCCACUCCGUGACAUCACAUCAAUCGUCAAGGCUCUUGAGAGGAGAAGUCGCCUACAGGAUGCUGCAGCUCGACAGCUGGUCCAGUGGACAGAAGAUUCUUCUGUGGAUCCAAUAACUCCAGUACAAGCAGAAAGCAUGCCAACAACUGACGAAACUCAAGCUAUUGCAACCCCUGCAACUUCUUUGGCCGAUGGCAAGCUGAAGACAUCUUCUCCAUCUGACUGCUCCUUGCAGGCCACUCCAUCCAAACCAAAUGAUCCAGCUCUCUCUGAUCUCAUGGAGAAGAAACUGUCCAGCUCGAUAGAGCAGAUCGAGAAGAUGGUGAGGCGAAACCUGAAGAAAACUUCAAAGGCCGCUCAGCCUUCCAAGAGGGUCGUCCAAAGGCGCAUCCUGAUGUCCAUGCGAUAAGCUGAGAAAGCUCUGCUCUGCAUGGUUUCCUACUGUCUGCAGCUUUCUUAGCCGCUAAUCCUAACUAUUUUUUUUGUCAGUCUAGCCUGCAUGGGGGGGUAGGGGUCUAGGAGUUCUCUGCUUGAGGACCUGGGGUACAGGGCUUUCCUAGCUCUCUGCUUGAGGGCAUAUAGCAUUAGGGUCGCUGCAGUUUCUCUACGUUUAUAGCUUCAACUGUGAAUAGCCUCUCUACGUUUUUGGGAUGGAACAUGAAUCACUGCUGUGCUAUAGCCUCUCUACACUUUGCCUGUGACAUUAGUAAUUCUUUUGUAUCAGCAAUGUACUUCAUGCAAUGAUAAAACCAAAUUACAUGACAGAUAUUGAUCCCAAGAAAAAAAUGGUGGACCCUUUACUUUGA